Messenger RNA from Abrus precatorius (Indian licorice), 1597 nucleotides. RefSeq lists its product as uncharacterized. Gene Ontology annotation, molecular function: zinc ion binding. The record is from RefSeq and is a predicted model, not a curated record. The transcript is spliced from 8 exons. The coding region runs from base 73 to 1341 and encodes 422 amino acids. NCBI's taxonomy places the organism in Eukaryota, Viridiplantae, Streptophyta, Magnoliopsida, Fabales, Fabaceae.
UUUUUCUUCUUUUGCUUUUCUCAUUGUUUUUUCCUCCAAUUUUGCACUUGUCGAUCUUUGCAACUAGCUAUAAUGCAAGCACCUCAGCCAUCACCCACUGAUCAAGCUCCCGAGAUUUCCCAUCAGGCUGUCCCCCAGAGAAACAAAGAAGUUUCAGAUAGUGGACCCAGUGGGAGGCGUCCUGAUAUUUCACUUCAAGUUCCACCUAGACCUUUAGGGUUUGGCAGCACUAGUGGUGGAAGGGUUCUGGACCAUUCUCAAAGUUUCUCUAAAGGGAUCUCAUCAUCAAGAGGCUUCUUGCGGGCCUUGAGCUUCAAAAGAAAAGGAAAUGUAGCAGAUGGCGAAAGAAGCUCCCUCCUUAAUUCAGACCCCAAGACAGCUGCAGACGGUUCUAAUAUGGCCUCCAUAUCUGAAAUUGCAUGGAAAAGAUGUGCUUCUCUUCCUGUUACUCCUGCAUCAAAUCUAUCCCCCUCAGUGUCUACACCCAUUUCUGCAAGGACAUAUAAUGAACAGACUAAGCCACAUAAAGAUGUUGUACGUUCUAAGGUGUCAAGGUCCCUUUCUGUACCUGGACGAAAUAUUGUUAUUGUAAGAUCAGUCUCCUUUUCUACCCGUAGUGAACAGGAACAACAAGAUUCAAAUGAUGAUCAAAUAACUCCUGCACCAGUAGAAGUUGCUACUGAUGAAGAAAUUCCUGAAGAGGAAGCGGUAUGCAGGAUUUGUCUUGAUGUGUGUGAUGAAAGGAAUACUUUUAAAAUGGAAUGCAGCUGCAAAGGUGACCUGAGAUUGGUCCAUGAAGAAUGUGCAAUCAAAUGGUUUAGCACAAAAGGAAAUAAGAAAUGUGAUGUAUGUGGGAAAGAGGUUCAGAAUUUACCUGUAACUUUGCUUCGAGUGACCAGCUCCAUUCAACGACAAAGCAGACAAUUACAAGGUCAGCAGAACCUACAUCCAGAGACAAUAAGUGCCUGGCAAGACUUUGUGGUGCUUGUCCUCAUAAGCACAAUAUGCUACUUUUUCUUCCUUGAACAGCUAUUGCUUCCUGAGUUGAAGACUCAAGCCAUUAUAAUAGCAGCACCGUUUGCCUUUACCUUGGGCCUCCUGGCUUCUAUUUUUGCUGUCAUCCUUGCAAUUAAAGAGUAUAUAUGGACAUAUGCUGCUCUUGAGUUUGCUCUUGUGGCUAUAACUGUGCAUCUGUUUUAUACUAUGUUGCAUUUGACAGCCAUUUACGCAAUACUACUUUCUUCAGUUUUGGGUUUUGGAAUUGCAAUGGGUAUCAACUACGCAUAUAUCCAGUUUGUCACUUGGAGACUUCAGGUCUCACAUAAUGAUGACCCAGUAUGAGUUCUCCUAACAAAGGAGACAACUUUCAUGGAUUUUCUCUGUACCUACUUACAUGAUGACCACCUUUCACAAUGUUUAUUACGAACCUUCAGUUGUCAAUCAAUACCAUCAUGUAAUAUGUUUUUGCUAAAUAAAUAUCAUGAAGUGUAUAUUAUAUGAAAGUAAGCAAGAGUAGCAUAAUGUUGAGACAUUUUUCGAAGUCAAAAUUUAAUUCACUGUAUUUUCUAUAAAAUUGUUAAGAAGCAACAAAAAGAGA